Molecule: messenger RNA, 4395 nt
Organism: Colletotrichum tamarilloi
Lineage: Eukaryota; Fungi; Ascomycota; Sordariomycetes; Glomerellales; Glomerellaceae
Exons: 5
Coding region: 1-4395 (1464 amino acids)
Cellular component (GO): nucleus
Source: RefSeq, a predicted model, not a curated record
AUGUUUGUCUCAUCUCUCAUUCUUCUCGCAGGAGGCGCGGCAAUGGCUGUGGCAGAUGGAUGCCACGGCGACAACCUACUCCGGGCUAUGGAGCGGCACAACGGGACGAUGUACUGCUCCAUGCUCCUGAACUCUGGUGACGCCACUGGGACGCUGAGUUUACCGGAUCCUAUGCCGACGAGUUAUCCCGCCCUAUCCGUAACAUCAGCGUGCUCUUGUCUUCUCAGUCUCGACCCAACACCUCGGGCACCUUGCCACGCAAAUUCGACGUCAACGCCGGCAGCUGAUUACUCUACUGAAGUCGAUGAUCCCGGAGCAACUAACGCAGCAUCAGCCACGGCAGCCUCGGAUUCCCAUACCAUUCCAACAGCCCACGCAACUUUCGCAGGGGGUUACUCUUAUUCCUUCCCCGGCCCAGCUAUCCCAUCCGAGACAGCGUCGACGUGUGGUUGGAGCGAGGUGACCGCCACAGUCCAAGUCACAGAAACGCAAGUCAGCACGAUCUACAUCUACAGCUCCGAGAUCCCAAACCCAAGCAGCGCGCAGAGCCUUUCGUCCGUGAGUGACGGCGACAGCGGUGGUCGGCCUGUCCCGCUUUCCACGACGAAGACUAUCACCGGCAACGCUAGUGGGACUGCAUCUGGAUUCGUGUCGACUGUUACGUUGAUCGGAGACUCUACCGUUAGUUUGCCCACGCAACCUGGGACGACGGUUGAAUCGACGGCAGCAGUGCCAAGAGUGAUUACGGUUACCAACGGGAACUACACGACAGUCAAGACGAUUUUUGGGAGCGCCUCUGAGCCGAGUUCUACAAAGUCCAUGGUGGGAAUCACUUCGGUUAUCAACGGGGUUACGACGACCAUCACUGGAGCUCCUGGAUCGUCUUCUUGGAGUCUGUCUUGGCUUUCUAGCACUACUGGUGCUCCGAGCCAACAAAUAACAGUCGGUACGCCCAUUGUUCCACCUGCAGUCACCACAAUCACGAGUGAUGUCGGCGGGGUGGCAUCGACUUGGGUCGUUACGCUCGGCAGAAGCACCAGCAGCGGUCCUUUCGCCAACAGCAGCACACCGACUCAACUCCCGACCCCAGAAACCACCCCGGGUGCCUUCACUGUCUUCACGAGCAUCAUCAAUGGGGAUGCUUCGACGUGGACCGUGAUAGGUGGCUCAACUCUUGUCGGUUCUCCCAACUCGACCUCGCCCACGUCCACGCCAAGCCCCUCUCAAGCUGCUGAGGUUAGCAUCAUCACGAGCGUCAAUGGAGGGGUUGCUUCUACCUGGACGGUGAUUGGAGGCACAACUGUUGGAAAUCCGUCAAAUGGGAGCGCAGUUCCAACGCCUGCUCUGACUCCAUCUGCAACAGAGACUGGCGCAUUCAGCGUAAUCACAAGCGUGGUUGGUGGUGUUGGCUCAACUUGGACGGUCAUCGGAGGUUCAACCCUCGCUAGAUCUCCAACUCUUAGUGCUACCCCCUCUAUCAUCACAAGCAUCAUUGGCGGUGUUGCUUCGUCGUGGACUGUCAUCGGGGGCUCUACCAUCUCCGUGAACCCCAGUGAGAUAUCACCGAGUCCGACGGUAUCUGGGGCAGCCACGGUAUUCACGAGUGUGAUAGGAGGGGUCGUGUCAACCUGGGUUGUUAUUGGAGGCUCGACUAUGGUGAACCCAACAAAUGCCACGGGCUCGACUCCUACACCGGCCACAACUGUGCCAAGCGCUACGACUGCUUCAUCUGAUCUGCCACCUGGUGCGAGCAUUGUGACCAGCAUCAUCGGGGGAGUUGCUUCUUCAUGGACGGUGAUCGGUGGCUCUACCAUCAGUCCGAUCGCAAGCCCACCUUCUGCUUCGGGCGAACUACCACCCGGCGCAACUGUCAUCACGAGCGUUAUUGGGGGCAUCGCCUCGUCUUGGACAGUAAUCGGAGGCUCAACCAUCUUCGCUUCGUCCGACGCCACAGCAGGGUCUCCCACGGCAACCGCUACUCCGACAGCCAUUACUAGUGUCAUUGAUGGUGUGGCUUCAACGUGGACAGUCGUCGGUGGUUCCACCAUUUUUGGUACCCUGACGCCAGGCUCUUUGAGUCUGAUAACACCGACAGCUGUCAGCCUGACCGGCGGCGCCACGUUCGUGAGCACUGUCAAUGGUACAGCCCCGACAGCGGGUAGCUCAUCAUCCACGACUGGGGUUUCAUCUGCGCCGGCGAGUACUUCGGCGACCUCAACCUCAACUUAUGACUCCGCUUUUACGGGUAUCUCGGUCAUUGUAGCGCAAAAUGCGACUUCGUGCUACGCCCUUCCAACACCUACAGCAUCGCUACAUGAGUCUCUCCUGAACGUCACUAACCGUACUCCUCCGUACAUCGACGCGUUCUACCUCAAUGAGACUACGCACUCCGUUCAGUACCUCCGCCUGAUAGACAAUGCCACCAACCCAGUUCUCGUCGACGUCUCCGACCCAUCAAGACUUGGAAUCCUUGACAAAGCCGGCAAUGUGCUCUCCAUCGACAGCGAGGGCUUGCACUUUGCCUCGGCAAAUUGCUCACCCAAGAUUGACGUCUUCAUCUCUGGUUUCUUCCAGCAACUGAACACCCUGACAAAUUCGACCUGUACAAACACUACUGAUAUCCCAGUAAACGGCACAGAUCCUCGCCGUCUUCCCGUUUUCAAAGGGACGUUGGCCGAGAUGGCACAAGACGCAUUCGACAUCACUCUCCAUCUCAAAGACCAGUGCGGUAAUCCUGCCCGUGCUGAUCUGCCAGUGUCAGUCGCGCUAGGUGAUACCCAAUGCAUUGUUCUCCCAGAUGCCACGGGAGACUUUGUUGCGAAUUGCGCAUUCCCGGGAAGCGGGAGCGGUUCCAUGGAGUGUGAGACGUCUGUUCAACAGACCCUGGAUCAUUUAACGCAGGGAUCUCUGGUGGGGAGUUGUCCACCUCUCACGUCGGUGUGGAAUCUGCUCUUCCAGCAACUCGGCAGUGUUAUCAACGUCGACGAGCUUCUGCAGCCCUUCAUCGAUGCUGGAUUACAACUUGGCUCUGAUGCCGGCAAGGGAAUCCUGGCUGUCAUUGACAGCUUUAUGAACCUUUACGAUUUCUCGGCCGCAACGUUCAAGAACUCGACUUCGGGCUCUGGAUCGGGUCUAGGUGAUAUUGUUGAGGGAUACGGUGUCACAACUAUCAAGACGGAAGUCUGCCGUUCUCUCAUCUCGACUGAGACGUUGAACCUCACUUUCACGGCUGGAACCUCCACUACACCCAUCUCACUCGCAAACAUAACGGCCCUACCCUCAUCAGGCCCAGAGUACGAGCGCAACAUCACGGACCCGACAGCACUUGCAUGCUGCCCGAAUGCAAACGCUUGCAUCGUGCAAGAUGGAGAACGGUUCUACCCACCCGAAGCCUCUAUCCCUGACUCUGACUGCCUCUGCGGCAAGACUCUGGAGGGCGGGGGUAUUGGGUUCCGGACGGGUAGAUGCGUUGGGGCCAUCCUCGUUACUGGUGCAACCGGCAAACAAGGCGGCGCCGUGAUUGAUGCACUUCUAGAGUCAGAAACCGGAAGCACCUACAAGAUCAUCGCCGUUACCCGCAAUGUUGCUUCUUCUAAAGCCAAAAGCUUAGCAUCUCGUGGGGUCAUUGUCAUCCAGGGCGAUCUCAACGACGUUCCCGCAAUCUUCUCUGACGCCAAAGCAGCAUUGAGCUCUUCUAAUACUGAGCUUUGGGGCUUAUUCAGUGUACAAACGGCCAUUGGCAAAGGAGCAUCGGCAGAACUCGAAGAAGCCCAAGGCAAAGCGCUAGUUGAUGCAGCUCUAUCCAACAAUAUCAAGUUCUUCACAUACAGCUCCAUCGACAGAGGCGGAGACGGCUCAUACGACAACUACGUCCCUAGUGUAUCUCACUUCGUCAGCAAAUAUCGCAUCGAGCAUCACCUGGUUGAGGAAGCGCGCGGCAAGAUGGAUUGGACCAUUCUUCGACCUGUUGCAUUUAUGGAAAAUAUGGAGCCGGGAAUGGGUACCAAGAUCAUGGCUACAUCGUGGCGCGUCGCGGUCAAGGAUAAGCCUCUCCAGCUGGUUUCUGUCAAGGAUGUAGGACGAGCCGCCGCGAAGGCCUUCCUUCAUCCCCAAGAAUUCGCCGGCAGGCAGAUUCCUUUGGCUGGUGACGAGCUUACGCUGGAAGCUGCUAGUGCUAUCUUCAAGUCUAAGAAGGGGACGGAAAUCCCAGAGACGUUCCAGUUUCUGGUUAGAUUCCUGCAUUGGAUGAUCCCCGAGUUCGGCGCCAUGUACAGAUGGUUCUACACUGAUGGCUUUGGGGUCGAUAUCGCGGCUGUGAAGCGAGAGAACUCCGGGAUGCUGGACUUUGGUUCUUGGGUGAAGAAAGAAUACGAUCAGGAUGGAAAGCGAGUUUAA